Molecule: messenger RNA, 1545 nt
Organism: Porites evermanni
Lineage: Eukaryota; Metazoa; Cnidaria; Anthozoa; Scleractinia; Poritidae
Source: the annotation of a GenBank genome assembly
AUGGAGACCAAAAAAAUAACCGAUCGCCAGAUCACAGCGUCAACCGAGUACAACGCUGGAACCGGCGCCACCAAUGGCAGACUCAAUUUCAAGCCUGGAGGAGGUAAGACUGGCGCAUGGUCCGCUCGUCAAAAUGACGUCCAUCAGUGGCUACAAGUCGAUCUUGAAGGCAAAACCGAAGUGACAGGAAUAAAAAUCCAGGGAAGACAAGAAGACGAUCAAUGGGUUACGAACUUUACUAUUUCCUACAGCAGCGACGGCACCACCUAUACAUCUUAUCAGAACAGCAAGGUAUGGAAACCAAUGAAAAUCGUAGCAAGAGAAACUCAGGCAAUUAUAUAAUCGAAUUUCGACACGGUAACAUGAAAAUGUCUCAAAACCUCAGAGCCAUAUUAGCCUCCACAAGUCCCUUAUUAGUGUAACCUUAACACUUUAUUUUCCCGCUACAGGUCUUUAAUGGAAACACGGACCGCAACACCGUGGUUUUGAACGUUUUGCACCCUUCCAUAAAUGCACGCUACAUACGGGUGCACCCUAAGACGUGGCAUGGCCAUAUUUCUAUGAGGAUGGAACUCUUGGGAUGUCCAUCAGGUACCGACAAUAUUGUUUGUUUUCGUGAAAAUCAACAAAAAGCAGGGGCAUCCAACGACUGUUUUGAGUAAAAUAUCUGUUCGGAGAGCCAAAUAUUGCCUACAAUCUUCUAUUACUUGAGGAAGGCUAAAAAUUUCGAGAUGAUCGUUCCAUUCAUGUACAAUUUACGAAGCAUAUCACAUAAAUUCCCUACGAUUGUCUGAAGUUCAAUUUUUCAAAUUGCACUCCCCUUUAAAUGCGAUGGAGAGAGGAAUCAGAAAAAUUCUAACAUUCGUAAUAUGCUAAAAUGCAUGUAAAGUGUUCGGAAAAAUAAUACUGAAUCCCUUGUAGUUUCGAAACCACUCAAGUUCCCCUAGGAUGACCGAACAGAUACAAAUUCUAUAGCGCCGCUUAGAAUGCAUCUCUAGAGAUCUAAAAGUACUCUGGAAAGCCUAAAAUGUGUUUCAGUUUAUUUAGGAGGAAACUGUCGAGGGUGCCCCUGAAAAAGGUUCCCUCCGACUUAAAAUAAGCUGAUUUAAAUAAAAAUAAGCUGUUUUAGAAUCACGUAAUCAAUUUAAUAGCACGCACUAAUCGUGCAAUAUUCUUUGUAAAGCAUGUUUCGACCCGCUCGGGAUGGAGACCAAAAAAAUAACCGAUCGCCAGAUCACAGCGUCAACCGAGUACAACGCUGGAGCCGGCGCCACCAAUGGCAGACUCAAUUUCAAGCAUGGAGGAGGUAAGACUGGCGCAUGGUCCGCUCGUCAAAAUGACGUCCAUCAGUGGCUACAAGUCGAUUUUGAAGGCAAAACCGAAGUGACAGGAAUAGAAAUCCAGGGAAGACAAGAAGACGAUCAAUGGGUUACGAACUUUACUAUUUCCUACAGCAGCGACGGCACCACCUAUACAUCUUAUCAGAACAGCAAGGUAUGGAAACCAAUGAAAAUCGUAGCAAGAGAAACUCAAGCAAUUAAAUAA